AGCGGAACGCAACGGCGGGCGCAGGUUUGCGGAGGGCCGGUUUGAGCCGGGCACAGCGCCGCGCGGAGGGCGGCGGUGAGCCCAAGUCGAGGAGCCGGCAUGAAGGAGCUGGCGCCCGCCGUGAAGAUGGAAUGCGACAUUUUGGAUGCGCUGGAGACCCUGGGGUACACUGGUCCUCUGCUGGAGGAGGGAGCCCUGAACAAAGCAGCAGAAAAUGGAUUGUCUUCACCAGAGUUUUUUGAGCUUUGUGUUUGGUUAGGUUCCCAAAUAAAGUCACUUUGUAAUAUGGAAGAAAGCAUCACUGCAGCAGAUGGUGAUAAAGAUAUAGAGAGCUUCCAGCUUGAGAUUAGUGGCUUUCUGAGAGAAAUGGCUUGUCCGUAUUCAUCACUUAUAUCUGGAGACAUCAAGGACAGAUUAAGAGAAAAAGAAGAUUGUCUUAAACUCCUCUUAUUUCUAAGUACAGAACUUCAGGCUUUAAAGAUACUGCACAGCAAGAAAAUGAAAGGCUCUCAUUUGGAAAAACACAAUGAAAUUUACCAGGAAGUGCAAGCUAUUUGCAAUGCACUGGGCCUGCCAAACUCCUCAUCUUCUGAAAUUCCUCCCUUGUUAACCAAUGUGGAACAAAAGAUAAAGGACAUUCUCUCAAAAGUUCAAAAUAACCAUGUGGGGAAGUCACUACUAACAAAACCUCUGAAUUCUGAACAAGUGGAAAGAUUGGAAAAAAUCAAUGAUGCUCUUCGGAGCGAGUACGAAUGUCGCCGACGCAUGUUAAUGAAGAGGCUGGAUGUGACAGUACAGUCUUUUGGCUGGUCUGAUAGAGCAAAGGUAAAAACAGAUGAUAUAGCACGAAUCUAUCAGCCCAAGCGCUAUGCAUUAUCUCCAAAGUCAACUAUUACAUUAGCUCACCUUCUUGCUGCUCGAGAAGAUUUGUCAAAGAUCAUAAGAACAAGUAGUGGAUCAACACGAGAAAAUACAGUCUGUGCGAUCAAUAAGGUUCUGAUGGGGAGGGUACCUGACCGUGGAGGCAGACCAACAGAGAUUGAACCACCUCCUCCUGAAAUGCCUCCUUGGCAAAAGAGACAAGAAGGUGGUGGAAGAGGUGCCUGGGGAGGUGGAGGUGGGGGUGGAAGGGGCAACUGGGGGGGCGGAGGGGGUAGAGGAGGAGGAGGUGGGGGGGGGUUUGGAGGUGGGGGGGGGUUUGGAGGUGGGGGAGGGUUUGGAGGUGGGGGAGGGUUUGGAGGUGGGGGUUUCAGGGGUGGUGGAAGAGGUGGAGGUGGCUUCCAGAGUGGCAGGGGAGGUUAUGGUGGCAGGGGAGGCUAUGGUGAUCCUUAUGGCAGCAGAGGAGGGGGAGGAUACCGAAGAUACUGAAAUAGUGUAAAUAUUAACAGUAAUUGGCAAAAUAUAGUGGUGGUGUUUACUGGUGUCAGGAAUUUAGAUACUUUAACUUGGGUUUAGGUUAGAAUUAAGUAUUAACAUUACACCAACUGAUGUUGUCAUUGAAUUCUUUUAGUUAGCUGAGCAGAACUUUUAUACUAAACUGUGAUGACUAAAGUCCUUUUUUUUCGUACUGUUCAUAUGGUGUUUUUAAUGUACUUUUAUUUAAACUAAGCCUCAGAAAACUGAAUAAAACUCUUUCUAAAAAAACAGAUGUUAUUUAAUAUUCAAGCUUCUCAAAUUAUUGCAUGUCACAUGUCCACUCCCCUGAUCCAAAUUUCUGUGUAGAAAUAUCAAAAUAGGCCUAAGAACCUGAUGGAAACACUUGAAAAA
Molecule: messenger RNA, 1767 nt
Organism: Pezoporus flaviventris
Lineage: Eukaryota; Metazoa; Chordata; Aves; Psittaciformes; Psittacidae
Gene: TSLIG3B
Product: family with sequence similarity 98 member B
Exons: 8
Coding region: 100-1368 (422 amino acids)
Cellular component (GO): tRNA-splicing ligase complex
Source: RefSeq, a predicted model, not a curated record